AUGGAAAUAUUACCGGCAGGAUAUUCUGAUUUUAGAAACAAAAAUUAUUGGAAUAGAUUCUUCAAUAUAUUAGAUAAGAAAAAUUUCGAAUGGUAUGGUAAUUAUGAAGAUAUAAAAAAUAUUAUUUAUGAAUGUAUAAGAAAUAGGUUUAAUUAUUCUAAUAAUAGUGAUGAAAAAGAUAAUUUAAGUUUGAAAAGAAUAAACAAAAAUUGCCUAUUGAUAAAUGCAGGUUGUGGUAACUCCAAUAUAAGUUAUGAAUUUUUUGAAGAUGGUUUUCAAAAUAUCAUAAAUUUAGAUUAUUCAGAAGUAGUUAUUGAAAAAAUGUGUAAAAAAUACGGAGAUAAAAUGAGAUUUAUAAAUAUUGAUAUGAGUGACACAGAAAGUUUUGAUAAAGUAUUGGAGAACUUAGAAGAAGAAAAAAUAAAAAAUAAGAAUGACUAUAAAAUAUUUUUUGAUAAAGCAUUUUUAGAUGCAUAUUUAUCUUGUGAAGAAAGUGAAGAAGAAGUGUGUAAAAAAAAUGCUAAAAAUUAUUUUUCACUUAUAUUUAAGUACUUAAAUAUUGGUGAUGUUUUUAUAAUCAUUACAUUAGCGCAGCACUAUAUAAUUAAGGAAGUUGUUAGAAAUAUUUAUAAUCAAUAUAUAAAAUUAGAAAUAAUUCCUUUUCUAAUUAAAAAAGAUACAAAUCAAUUUAAAUAUCAUCCUUAUGUUUUUGCAUUUUACAAAAGCAAUGAAAAGAAUGAUUAUACUGCAAAAUUUAUAAAUUUGCAAAAAAAUAUGAAGGUUGUAUCAAUAUGGAAAUUACCACAAGAAAUAAAACAGACACAAGAAAACUUAAAUCUUCAUAUUUUUAAAAAAGGAAAGAGAAUAAUUCUAGACAUUUUUAACCAAAAAAUAAACAAAUGCGAGUAUAAUAUAAUUAUCUAUGACUCAAAUAAUUUAGAUAUAAAAUAUAAUACAGUUCUUAUUGUAAUUCCAAUUGGAUAUGAAUUUCAUUCUUUAUAUUCAACAUCUGAAGGAAAUGAAGAAUUAGCAAAAAAAGCUCAAACCAAAAGAUUAUUGUUAGUUAUGAAAUCAAACUUUUUAGUAAAGGAAAACAAAGAAAUAGACGAAAAAGAGGAUAUAAAAAAAAAAAAUGAUAUAUACCAAAAUAAUGUUACAGAAAAUCCUAAUUUCCAGGAUGAUAAUAAAGUUAACAUGAAUAAUCUUAUAAAAUGCAACUCAGACAAAAAUACAAAUAUAGAUUCAAAUGAUCAUAUAAAAAUAAGCUCAGAUAAUAAUAAAAAUAUUCCUAGUAACAUUAGUCAAAGCAAAUGUUCUGAAAAUAGUAAAGUUUAUUCAGAUGCUAUGUUAAAUAAUAAUGUUCAUAAUGAAUUAUAUGAAGAUAGAAAUUCUAUUAAUAUACUAUUAGAUUCAAUCAAAAAUGAUCUUAAAAAUAUUUUAAAUGAUUUAGCUUUACCCAAUUCAAAUGAAUUUCCAAUUAUGGUUUUAAAUGAAAAUAUAAAAAAUUGCAAAAUUAUUAGUCAUGAAAAAUCGAAUUAUUCUACUAGUAUAAUAAUAAGAGAUAUACUAAUAACAGAUGAAUUUAUUUUGGAGAACUUUAAUGGAAAUAAAAAAAUUAAAAAAAAAAAAAAAAAAAAUUCAUUAGAUAAAAAAGAUGAUAUUAUUUUUUUAAUGGAGAAAAAUAAAAAAGAAAAAGAGAUUUAUUUUAAAAAUAAAGAAAUUUAUAAAAGGCAAAUGAUAUUUUCUUAUGAUCCCUUAACUGUUCAGUCAGAAUUAAUUUAUACAAAAAAAGAUGAUCAGCAGAUAAAUUUUGAAUAUAUUGAAUCAGCUAGUCAGUAUCAUAUAUAUUUUUGUUGUAGUUUUUUUUUUUUAAUAGAUCCUAAUUUUCUUAAGGAAAAUAAUUUUAUAAAUAUAUGCAUAUUAGGAGGAGGUACUAAUGUAUUAUCAAAUAUUAUCAAAGUGAUUUUUUGUGAUUUUUAUUUAUAUUUCGAUAUAAUAGAAAUAGAUGAAACAGUAAAAAAAUUCUAUCCUUUAUUUUCCAAUGAAACAAUAUCUAAUGAAAAACAUGUAACAAAUUAUAUUAUAAAUGAUUCUUAUGAAUAUAUAAGAAAUUCGAAUAAAACCCAAUUUUAUGAUAUUAUAUUUCUCGAUAUAAACAAUUCUCAAAAUUCUUAUUUAAAAAUAAAUGAUUGCGAAUUAUACAUUACAUGUCCCCACAUAAAAUUUUUGAAUAAAGAAAUCAUAGUAAGUAUUAAAAAUAUUAUGAAAGAAGAUGGUAUUUUAGUUAUCAAUUUACUAACAAGAGAUUACAAUGCUAAAAAAUAUAUAUAUAAUUUUUUUAAAAUUUUAUUUUCUUCUGUUACUGUUAUUUCUUCAAAUAAAAAGGAAAUUAAUGAAGUUUUAAUCUGUAAAAAAACAGAUAUAACAAAAGAAAAAAUUUCUUCUUUUAAAAGUAACUUAGUGGAAAUGAUAAAAAAUAAUUAUGAUAAAUGGUUUUUAAAUUUUGAUUUGGAAGAAUUUAUAAAAAAUAUUAAAAUUUUAUGA
Plasmodium gallinaceum is the source of this 2544-nucleotide messenger RNA. RefSeq names its product conserved Plasmodium protein, unknown function. The record is from RefSeq and is a predicted model, not a curated record. Bases 1 to 2544 code for a protein of 847 amino acids. The transcript is spliced from 3 exons. NCBI's taxonomy places the organism in Eukaryota, Apicomplexa, Aconoidasida, Haemosporida, Plasmodiidae.